AUGAUCCCGCUACGCAAGGCUGGCAGCCCGCGGUGGUUCUUCCCCUACGAGGUGUGGCCCGUGGCCUUCUCCGUGGCGGUCGCGGUCGGGCUCACGACGUUCCACCUCACGCGCAAGGCCAUCCAGGACCCGGACCUGUCGUGGAAGAACGAGAGGAUGAGGCGCGGCCUCAAGACGGAGCCCGCGGACGUGCAGGAGGGCCGGACAUACUUCGAGUCGCCCUUCCGCCGCUGGGCACGCUCGUACUCGCCCUCGCUGUUCCCGCAGACCAACAAGAUCAUGGGUACCGGCACCCCCUGA
This is a messenger RNA of Pedinophyceae sp. YPF-701, 300 nucleotides long. The record is from the annotation of a GenBank genome assembly. NCBI's taxonomy places the organism in Eukaryota, Viridiplantae, Chlorophyta, Pedinophyceae.